This is a messenger RNA of Phymastichus coffea, 1874 nucleotides long. RefSeq names its product protein maelstrom homolog. The record is from RefSeq and is a predicted model, not a curated record. Gene Ontology annotation, biological process: negative regulation of DNA-templated transcription; regulation of miRNA-mediated gene silencing; piRNA processing. The transcript is spliced from 6 exons. Bases 527 to 1759 code for a protein of 410 amino acids. NCBI's taxonomy places the organism in Eukaryota, Metazoa, Arthropoda, Insecta, Hymenoptera, Eulophidae. Gene Ontology annotation, molecular function: sequence-specific DNA binding. Gene Ontology annotation, cellular component: nucleus; P granule.
GGGCUGACGGGCAUCUCCGUUCCUUCUUCGAACACGCGCUGCCUCGCACUUUUCAAGCUCCCAUUCGAGAGCCUCGCAUUGUUGGCUCGCGGCGAAAAGCCACGACUUAUCAAUCGGUCAUCGGCAAGUCAAAAUUAAGACACUUUCGAUGGGUUUUUGCGCGCGCGCGCGCGCGCGGAGGUGAUGAGCAUAGUGGGGAGAGCGCGACAACUACGCGUCACGCGUUCAAUAACUGAGCUCGGUCAUCUCCAGUUUACAUUACUACGCCUUGCCGCUGAACAAAAGAGAGGUUAUUUCACACUUGGAAAUUGUCGGCGUUCCUUCGCGCGCCGCACUGUGCCGCUGCUAAUAGCCGAGGGACACUGAAGGCGUUCAGUCGCGCGAGGCUUUCUAUGGAUUUUCCAUGGGUUUGUGAGACGCAAACAGGCGAGAAAAUAGUGCUGCAUCGUUCGACUGUCACUUACAAGGUGCUUGCUUUCCAGUAGGCCAGCGCGUGAACAAAGAUAUUUUCACGAAAAGUUUCAACAUGUCGAAGCCGGGAUCGACUGGAUUUUCAGCAUUUUCCCGAGAAUGGAAGUUAAACAAAGAGAAAGAAGGCUACCGCUUUAAAGAUCUAAGGGAAGCCAUGGCUAAUGAACAGUGUUAUGCUACUUGGAAAAACUUGCCGGAAGACGUGAAAGAUUACUACAGAAUUUUGGCAAAGUGUUCUGAUCAUCAUUCAAAAGCGGGAGGGAGAGAUAGAAAGAAAAACUCAUCGGACAAUCGUCCACUGGGCCGCAACAACGGUCGCCGGGCGUCCUAUGCCUACAAUCGGCCAGGGCACAGCUCGGGACAGUUGUCGGGUAAGCCAGCUCAGUCAAAGAUACAAUUGCCACCAGACACCAGGAGGUUCAAGGGCACUAUGGAGGAGUACAUGGCUCUCUUGAUGGGUUCUAGAAAGCAACAAAACUGUGUGCAAAACUUGAGCUUUUACAUUGUCCACGCAAACUACUUUUACUUCCGAGAGCUGGAUAAUAACGUGAGCGAUUAUUAUCCCGUAGAAGUGGCAGUCGCAGAGUGCUCUUUGGAGAACGGCGUGAAGAGAGUUCACCACGUUAUCGUGAAAGAGGAUAUAGUCAAGGGCUACCGUAACGAUGCAGUCAUACGCGCUGAAGAGUCACACAAGAUGCCUAUUGACUUCAAUUUGCUGGGCAAAGUCGAGGUGGAAACCAAUUAUUCGGAAAUAUUUCAAAGUAUUUGCAAGUUUAUAGAGCCAGGAAGCAUCGACGGUGAGCUACCUCCGGUGUUUACCAUGAGAUCCAAUGACGAGCACAUUUGGAAGCCCGUCAAGUCCAUUCUUGGCAGAUUAGCUCUAGCGGACCACAAGCAUCCCGAUCACUUGAACCUUUACUCCUUUGAAGACUUGUUCGCCUUCAUCUCCAACGCCGUAAUGAUCAAAGACAAGAGUGAGUUCGAUGUUGCUCAAGCUGUCGAAAGAAUCGAGAAAGACCCGAAUGCUCACACAAACGGUUUUGGCUGCGAGUAUCACCAACGCGUCGGAGAAGGCGAGCUCCACUGCAGCUCGCACUUCGUGAGGCGCUGGUGGUACAGGCUCUGUGAUUACUGCUGCGAUGCACUGAGAAUCGAGAAGAUUCCUGGCGUACACGGUCCUGUCGACGCGGAGCCGCAGAAGCUCGUCUUCACCAAGCUGAACUUGAAGCAGGGCUUCGGUCCGAAAGAGCCGAGAGAUCAAAAACGAUAUUUCAACAGAUAUAAGUGAACAGUACGGGAAACGUCGAUUGUCAUGGUUGAAAGAUUACUGUUAAUAGGUUAAUGCUAUUUCGCGCAAGUAAAUAAAGAUUUUUGCCACUCUCGUUCUCAUCGAGCUAAUUUCA